Salvia miltiorrhiza (redroot sage) is the source of this 1105-nucleotide messenger RNA. RefSeq lists its product as uncharacterized. The transcript is spliced from 5 exons. Lineage: Eukaryota; Viridiplantae; Streptophyta; Magnoliopsida; Lamiales; Lamiaceae. Bases 172 to 1044 code for a protein of 290 amino acids. The record is from RefSeq and is a predicted model, not a curated record.
GACAAAAGAAUUGCGUAAAUGAAAAUUUAUUAUAUGAAUUAUUUGCAAAUUUAGCGAUGUAUCGCGAAGCCACGAAUAUAUUUUAACGUUCCUACUAUAAUUGUGGCGGGUAUCAUUUCGUAGCCCAAAUUAUUUUUUAUUAUUUGAAAUUAAAAAGACAAAAAUAGGCCAAUGGCAAUGGCUGCAGCCUCAGCUGCAUCUGCUGCUCUCUUCCUCAGAACUUCUCUAUUCCACUCCUUCUCUUUCACCACCAGACCCCACUCUCUCUUCGUCAAAGCUUCAUCUAUGGAGGGAGGCGAGAUUAAGGAGGAAUCGAACGAGCGCGCUAUUGAGAGAAAGAAGAUAUUCGUUGCCGGCGCAACUGGAAGUACGGGGAAGAGGAUCGUGGAGCAGCUUCUGGCGAAGGGAUUUGCUGUUAAAGCUGGUGUAAGAGAUUUAGAGAAAGCGAAAUCGGCGUUCCCAGGGAACAAUCCGGAUCUCCAAAUUGUGAAAGCAGAUGUAACUGAGGGUUCAGACAAACUAGCUGAAGCUAUUAGUGAUGAUUCUGAUGCAGUGAUAUGUGCUACGGGUUUUCGACCAGGAUGGGAUCUGUUCGCUCCAUGGAAGGUUGACAAUUUUGGCACUGUGAACCUGGUUGAAGCUUGUCGGAAACAGAAUGUCAACAGAUUCAUACUCGUAAGUUCCAUCUUAGUCAACGGGGCUGCCAUGGGGCAACUGCUCAAUCCUGCUUACAUCUUCCUCAAUGUGUUCGGACUCACCUUAGUCGCAAAGCUUCAAGCAGAGCAGCAUAUUCGGAAAUCUGGUAUAGAUUACACGAUUAUAAGGCCCGGUGGAUUGAAGAACGACCCGCCUAAGGGAAAUAUAGUGAUGGAGCCAGAGGAUACACUUUAUGAAGGGUCGAUAUCGAGAGACCAGGUUGCAGAAGUUGCAGUAGAGGCAUUGCUAAAUUCUGAGUCUUCCUACAAAGUUGUGGAGAUUGUUGCAAGAACCGAAGCUCCUAACCUCUCUUUUAAGGAACUUUUUGGUUCUAUCAAACAAAAGUAAAGCUUUGUUGGUUGUAGUCUGUAUUUUGAUGAGAUUCUGAAUAAAGUGGAAAACUUGCAGA